Molecule: messenger RNA, 2902 nt
Organism: Sycon ciliatum
Lineage: Eukaryota; Metazoa; Porifera; Calcarea; Leucosolenida; Sycettidae
Product: arf-GAP with dual PH domain-containing protein 2-like
Exons: 10
Coding region: 1027-2148 (373 amino acids)
Biological process (GO): regulation of GTPase activity
Cellular component (GO): cytoplasm; intracellular membrane-bounded organelle; plasma membrane
Molecular function (GO): phosphatidylinositol-3,4,5-trisphosphate binding; GTPase activator activity
Source: RefSeq, a predicted model, not a curated record
GUCGGCGAGUAUUCAUGGUAUUGCUGCAGCGUAGAUUGACCUCUUUCGCCAGUCAUUCUCCACUUCAUUUUAUCGGACAGGUCAGCUCAUUGAAGAUGCGAAGUGCUGAUCGUGGCACUUUGAGUUUGAGUGUGAAAGUCGCCGUUUGCGGCCAAGGUGCGAACUUCGCUUUCUGCCUCUAAUUCUGGAGUCUGGGUCUACUAGAUCUAGACUUCGGUCGCGUCUGAAGGAGCUGUAUUUUCACACUGCGGAACAUCGAUUUCGCGGUGGUGGACAUUGGAUGUGGCUAGGUCGGUGGCCUACGUAACUCGUUCGUAGUUUGUGCAGACUUCGCUCGCUUGGAAACAGGCGACGUCGAGGAUUUCGUUCUCGGCCGCGGAAAGAGCAGGAGUGCAAGCGCGCACUGGAAGAUCCAACGUUUGGCCCAGGUGUGAGCUCAGCAGACAGCUUGAGAGUAGCAAUAAUUAUUCAAGUAUUAGUUAGUUCAGGGCCACGCGUGCAACGGGAAGUACUACAGUACGACUAUUUGCGCUUGUGUCGAGCUCGAGUGGAGCGUCAACCACUGAGCAACAGCCGGUAGCCGAAGAACAGCUGAUUGCACCUGGUCAGUCGUCACUCGUGUCCGUCCGCACGCACAACCUCAAUAAAAAAGUGAGCGGAAGGUCGGACAAGAGCAGCGCGUUUAGUAGUACUGUCGGGCAAGGGUUACUCACCAAAUCUACGUGAACUCUCAAAGGCUUGUGGCAGUCGACGAUAACAUCGAUUCCCGGAACGCAGGAUUUCGCCUUUGUGUCUGCACAGCGCUAGCGGGAGUUUUAGCGUGACACCCUCAUCUGCAUUGCAAAACCGCCUCACGGCCCACGCGGUGGCGGCCAAUGCACCGCUAACACUUACGUUACGUCGAGAGUAGUGUGAUAGCGAAGCGUCUUAUAACAACUUUCAGCCCCUAUCCGUAUUGCGAUCGGAGGAGGCCACUACACGCGGUGCUGAAUCAGCUGAGCGGUGGUCAUUGAAACUGGCUCUCCCAUGACGUCGAUAAAACGGCAGAGUGAGGUUCGACUGACCACAGCCGACCAGUUGGUUGUGAUCUCGCAGCAGCCUGGGAACGAGAGAUGUGCAGAUUGCGGUGCGCUUGAGCCGGACUGGUCUUCCACCAAUCUCGGUAUACUGCUGUGUAUAAACUGUUGCGGUGUGCAUCGCAAGAUCGGCACCCACAUCUCACAGGUCAAGUCCAUCAAGCUGGACGACAGGUCCUGGACACAGCCCAUGAUUGAGAAUAUUCUUGCCAUUGGCAACACAAUCUCCAACGCGAAGUACUGCUAUCGGGUUCCCAUCGCCUACAAGAGACCGAGUGAAGACGAGCGGACUGAUCCUGUGCUACGCGAGGAGUGGAUCCGGGCGAAGUACGAGAGGCAGGAGUUUGUGGAGGAGGCAAGACCUGAACUGGACUACCUGUCAGGUAAGAAGUCUGGCAUCCUCUUCAAGAAGGGCAAAGGCAACAAGGACUGGAAAGCACGCUGGUUUGUUCUGGACGUCGGCACGGGAAACAUCAAAUACUACAAGUCCAGAAGCUCAGAUCAACCCCUGGGUGUGCUGUCCAUUGCCAACAUGAACGCAUGCCUGGCCUCCGUGUUCACCAACCACCCGCACAGCAUGCAGAUCGCCGUGCCCGACACUCCCGUCUCGUCCGGCAGAACCAGGAACAUCUUCGUGUACAGCGAGAAAGGCAGGGAUAUAAUUGAGUGGCUGGUCGCAAUCCGCCAUGCCAGGCAGGAGUUUCUCAAGCUCUCAGCCGGUGAUAUGCUGACUAAGGACUUCAGCAAAGCCGGAUACUUACAGAAGACUGGACCCAAUGCAUCGCAUGGCUGGAAGAAGCGCUGGUUUGUACUGGACGGUAGGAAACUCCGCUACUACGGACAUCCACUGGAUCCGUUCGAGCUGCACGAGAUCAACAUUGGUCACAACUCGGAGGGCUAUGACAUCAUCGAUGGCAUCACAGACGGACGGCGGAAGGCGCCUCAGUACGGCCUGACACUGAAGACACCAGGUCGUGACUUCUACCUCAACGCUAUGUCCAUACCGGAGUUUGAGUCGUGGAUGGAGGCCAUACGGACGGUUAUCAUGACGGAAGAUGAUUUGGUGGAUUGACACCAAAAUCCCUGUCUCAGAUACCUCAACGCUAUGUCCAUACGGAGUUUGAGUCGAGGAUAGCGGAUAUGAAGACUGUUAUCAUGACUGAAGAUAAUUCUGUGCAUUGAUACAGCACACCCCAGUCAUAGUACAGAGCAAAACAUGACUGAGAAGACCGGGGCUUGAGAAUGGUACAUGACGUAAAUAUAAAUAGGUGCUAAUGUAUUCCGUCACGUAUCCCUCCCCCCCCCCCCCCCACUAACGUCUAUUUCUAGGUUCUGUCCAGCGAGUGGCCGCUAUUAACGCUGAUGCGUGCGUGUGUGUAUGUGCGAUCGAGCUGGCGUGUAUGCACUCUCCGAAGCACAUUCUGUGGACUAGAGGGCGAGCACCGAUUCGGUUUACGAACCAUGUACAGCUGUCUCAGUUGGCCUUUUCUUUUCCUUCACCAACCCCAUCACUACGUGUACGUCUGCUGAGCAAUAUGGCUUGGCAGCAUUCCCGGAUAACAGACAGAUGCCUAUCUGAAAAGGAGAUAUUAAUUUUUCUGAAUCGGAACUGAAUACACCCUAUUUACUUCAAGUUCAUUAUGAUUAAGGUAAUGUACUAAACAUGCAGCAUAGUGGUGCUCUUUGCAUUUUAUUAAAGUUGAAUUUUCUGACUCAGAGCUUCCGGAUCAUAUUGAUUAUGUACAACAUUCCAUAACCCCAUUUUGCGAGGCCUAUCUAUUUUGAGAUUGGCAUUACUUUAAUAAAAUGACCUGAUGUACGUUAGA